Messenger RNA from Xiphophorus couchianus (Monterrey platyfish), 9511 nucleotides. RefSeq names its product RNA binding motif protein 14b (gene rbm14b). Gene Ontology annotation, cellular component: nucleus. Lineage: Eukaryota; Metazoa; Chordata; Actinopteri; Cyprinodontiformes; Poeciliidae. Gene Ontology annotation, molecular function: zinc ion binding; mRNA binding. The record is from RefSeq and is a predicted model, not a curated record. The transcript is spliced from 4 exons. The coding region runs from base 1043 to 2734 and encodes 563 amino acids.
CGUUUUAAUGGGAAAUGCCGGUUUAGGAGCAGACUGUUACUGGCCGUGUUGUCGCUCAGGACGCUCUCGUGCUGCAAUGCACGCGCUCCUGUGCGGAAAAACGCGAUUGUUCUGGACUACGUUGAUAUAUUUUAGAAAGGCCGCUGCUCUGGCUAAUAUUAGGCGUUUAUUCAGCUUUCGCUGUUAUGUGAGGUGGGCUAAAUGUGCGGGAACGCGUUAUUCGCGUUGACCUUUUUUUUUUUUUUUUUUAACGCUUGUUUAGCUUUAGACGAACCCGCCAGCAUUCCCGCUGCUCUCCAUUCACAAGGAAACCUGGACAACCAGGCGUGUGAGCCAGCUAACAAACCCAACAUGCGUCUUUUAAAAGUCUUUUUUUUGUUGUUGUUGUUGUUGUUGCGCCGAAUAAUGACGGCAGCGGUGAAAAUGUGUUUACUCGGCGUCGUGCUGCGUCAUCAGCAGCCAGGUUCCGCUCGGUUGUUCCACAAUGGAGCCAGUGUUAAUGCAGCCGCCAUGCUGCCUGACUCAUGCAGUCCACACACGGAGGGAAAAUGCGCUUUCGUUUGGAGGAAGACGUGUAUUUCUUUGUCAAGUUGUAACUUACUAGAGGCGAAACCAGAAAAUAGAAAUGCCCCGCUCUCUGGUUUCAUGUUCCGCUUUGCCCUUUGAUUUACAGCCCACCAUAAAAGGCUGUUUGGAGAGAGGGGGGGAAAAGAGAGAAGAAAACGGGCCUGUUUAACCAUCUGUUUUGGUAUAAAUUGGGGUUUUGUACAUUAAAGGCAAUGCUUAAAGCAUAAUCACAAUUUGGUGCCAUAAAAGUGGUUAUUACUGUGAAUCCAGGCAGACUUGAUAAACACUGGCCUUCCUGAACUCCAGCCGCUCUGAGUGUGACUCAUAGCUGUGGGGGAGAUCAGUCUGCUUUUAAAUAAAGAGGCCAGCUUACAUUAAAUCUUUCUAAUCUGAUCUCUUUUUAAAACAAAACGAAAAUCUCCCCAGCUUUGUUGUAUCUAAUUUGACUCUGUAUCUGUGGGACUUUCAAAGCGCUAUGGACAAGAGCCACACAGUGAAGCUUUUUGUGGGAAACCUGGCUCUGGACACCACCCAGGAAGAGCUGUCAGCCAUUUUUGAACCGUACGGCCAGGUUGUCAGCUGCAGCGUGCUGCGACAGUUCGCCUUUGUUCACCUGCAGGGCGAGGGGGCGGCCGAUCGAGCCGUCCGGGAGCUCAAUGGGAGAGAGUUUCGAGGACGGAAUCUGGUGGUGGAGGAGUCGAGGGGGAGGCCGUUGCACUCCACAAAAGUGUUUGUGGGUAAUCUGAGUGGGAUGUGCACCACUGAAGACCUUAAGCAGCUGUUCCAGACAUUCGGGAAAGUCCUUGAGUGUGACAAAGUCAAAGGCUAUGCCUUCGUUCACAUGGAAAACAAGGAAGACGCUCUUCAGGCCAUUGAGGCUUUGCACGGUACUUCGUUUAAGGGCCGGCCGCUGUCUGUAGAGCUAUCCAAGGUCCAACCCAGCAAGCAGACACCCACAGGGAAAAUCCCAUGUGUUAACUGCGGGAAGCAGGGCCACUAUGCUGGAGAAUGUCCUGUGGGCAAGCCGUCUUUAGAGCAGUACCAGAGCCAGGCAGCAGUCCUGGCCGCUGCUGCCGCCGCAGCAGCCGGCCUGCCUCUGCAAGUUCAACAGAGCGUGCACAAUUCAGUCUACAACACAUCCACCUUUGACCCCACAUACGCAGCUCUCACGGGAAUCACCACUGGCACACGUACUGAUGGAAACCCGGUGAAUCCAGCUGUCUACGGCGCCCUUGCCAGCCAGGUAUAUGGUGCUAAUGUGGCCAACCAGCUCUAUGGGACCGUGGCGAGCCAGGCAGCUCUUACAUCAGGCGCCACACAGGUGUACAGCUCAGUGACGCCCAAUAUCUAUGGCCAGGUGGCUGCAUCUCCAGCUGCUGCUGCUGCCGCCGCAGCGGCAGCUGCCGCUUACACAACUCCAGUUUACACCCCGACUGUAGCCAACCACCCUGUGUACCUGGCAGCAGCUCCUGGAAUAGAGAUGCCAGCAGCAGCAGCUACAGUGAACCCUGCUUACUCUGUAGCUCCUGCGAUUUAUGGUGCUGCCACCCCAGCCUACGCUCACAUCACCGCCAUGGGAGCAGCAGAUCCAGCCUCAGCCCUGUUUGAGGCUGCAAGGCAGGCUCACUACUUUGCCCAAGGCCAGCAGGUUGUGGCUGAUCAGCAGUCGGCUGCUGUGGCAGCCGCUGUGGCCAAGUCAGGAGAGAGAGACCGUAGUCCUUUACGCAGGUCGGCACCACUUCUGCCAGACCCGGUGAUGAAGCCAUUCAUAUACCAGCGGGCCAAGCCCCGCAGACCCUUGCUUCCGACACCAGCUGGCCGUGCAGCAGAAGAGGCGGUAGAGGCACCGGAAGACCCGAUGGCCAGGUACUACGCCGAGUACUACCAGCAGUUGCAGCAGUACCCUCAGUUCCAGUAUGCCUACCCAUCGAACACAAUGGCAGCCAUUGCUGGCAUGCCUGGAGUCACGGGAGUCUCCGCGAUGUCUGCCCAGCCAGUCGCUACGCUGGAAGCCCUCAGGCCAGUGGUCCCCACUGCUGCUGCAGUGGCAGCUGCCAUGGCUGCGCCCAGGGUGUAUGAGCCGCCGUUGCCGCCGCCUACGCGCAAGGAGGCCAUCCUCCACCGCCCCGAACUCUCCCUUCACACGCCUGAGCCCCCCUUCCGAUAGUUGCACUCAACUGUCUGCCCCCGCCCCCUCUCCCUCUUUGCCCUGAUCCCUCACCCCUACAUACCUUUUCCACUCAAAACUUGACCACCUCUGUGUGUAUGUGAGUGUGUGUGUUUGUGUGCCUGGGGACUGGCUGGGGGAUUUAAAACUGAGGGCUGAUGGGCUUAAUAACUUGCUUUACGACGGGGCUGAUCGGCUAACCUUGGUCCAGUUUGCAUGACCACAGUGCAGCUUUGAAGACAGGCCUUCAUCUAUUUUUAUGGGCAUUCUGUGUGCUUUUCUGUUUUAACUUAUCGUGCCAGUCUCACACUUGUGCCAGUAUUAGACUGACUGAGUCAGUCGUUUCUUUUGCCUUUAUUUCUGCAACCCAGUUAUGAUUUUCUAGGGCCAAAUCUCCAGUAAUUUACAUCAACCAUUCUACUUAGGCCUAGAUGAUCAGGUAGGGCAGCUAAUUUGAAACCUUUUUUGCCUUAUGUUGAUGAGUAUCAAUUUGUAAUGUUCUUAGAUGAAAUGUACACUUGUUGUGUACCAGCUGCAUUGUACUGUGUCCAACAGAACCAAGGUUAAAGUAUUUUGGGGAGAUUGUUUGUCCUGGAUGUGAUAUGGAUGUUGUACGUGUGAUUGCGUGAGACGUGCGGGCUCUUGAUUUUGCAGCGCACAAACGCAGCGGCAGCAGCUAAGUCUGCGCUUUGCAGAGAAAAAAAAAACAAUAAACGUAAAGCACACAUAGACGUACUGUAAUGUUUAUUCGUAUCUAUCCUCGCCCCCCUUCUCUGAAUCUCAUCCUCACCUUUAAACUACAACACUGAAAGACACUGCUUCACCUUUUCCUCUUCCCAACUACAGCUGCCUACCUCUUAUUGUAAAUUUCAUUGUAGAUUUUACUCUGUUCUGUACGUCUCCACACAUUUCACCCUAUCAGCAAUUGCAGCUCCAUGUAAAGCUACAUCAGUUCAAAGUCUGGGUAGCUGGAUUUAGUUUUUUUUUUUUUUUUAUGUAUUGUAUUUGGUCCUCUUUCAUGUUCAGAGGCCUUUUUAAAACACAGAAAAAAGUGUAAAUAGUUUGUUUCCAACAUUAUAGUUUACAUGUGAUAUAAGUCAACCUAUGGGAUGUGAUGAGUUUUCAAUGGGAAAAACAAUGCGCAACUACUGAACAGGUUUACAGAAGAUCUUUGGAUUGCAUCCUUUUAGAAACUAUUAUAUGUGACAAGGUCAGUCAUGUGCCUCAAAGCCUUUAGUGAAGUGCAUUAAGUGGAGAGAUCUCCCAUUUUAAGUGCUUUUUAAAAAAAUAAUAAUAAUUUCAACUAAAGCAACAGGAGCCUCAAAGCUCAGAAUCCAGAGGGCUACAAGUGGUAAAGCUUCCACGCCUCCUACUGGGUCUGUUUAUUGCAAACGUUUUUUUUUUUUUAGAAAAGCCACAAAGUGAGCCUCAGAGGUUCAUUAUAUAAGCCUUUGGUUUUAAUCAGAAACAGCAGUGAUAGCACCAACGAAGUGAGAGAUGGGGCAGUGUCUUCCAGUGGCCCCAAAAUAUCCACCAUUUCUCCAUCAAACGCCAGAUCUGCUUUAGAUUCUGAUCCCAAAAAGCAUAUUUGAGAAUGUUUUUAGUUUACUUGUCAAGUCCUCUGCAGUUCCUUGCAAAAAGAAGCAUUUCUACCUUUUGCAAUCUUGUCACUUUACAACCAUGAGUGUUGAUGUAUUAACUGAAAAUGAGCGGAUAAAUUUCAGCACAUAAUUGUGAAGUAGAAUGAAGAGACUUCAUGGCUUUCAAAUUUUUAGCCACAGAUGCUCAGUUAAAUGUUGGUCGGGUCAGUGUGAGACAUAAAUAUGCUUUGAUCUAGUGUUCUACGAUUGCCCUGUAUUUGGCUCCAUUCAUCCUUCUGUCAACUCUAAUUAGCUGCCCUGUCUUGACUGGAGAAAAGCAUGGCCACAGCAUGAUGCUGACACCACCAUGUUACACUGUGAGAAUGGUGUGUUCAGGGUGAUGUACUUUCGUUUAGUAUUUUUCCCCAUGCACAGCAUUUUGCAUAUAGGCCAAAAUCGGACAUUUUGGUCUCGUAUGAACGGAGCACCUUCCUCCUCGUGUUUGCUGUGUUACUUGCAUGGCUUCUUACAAACUGCAAACUGGACGCAUUAUGGCUUUCUUUUUGACCUUCUUCCCUAUAGAACAGAUUUGUUUAAUAGUUGUUUUAUCAACAGAUUUUCCCAUCUGAGCUGUGGCUCUCUGCAGCUCCUCCACAAUAACCAAUGAGCCUCUUGGCUGCUUGCUGAUCGGUGCUCUCCUUGUCUGGCAGUUUAGGUAGGCAGGUUUUGCAGUCGUGUUGUAUUCUUUUUACAGAGAAGCUGUGUCUAUGAUGGGAUUAAAUCAAACAGUUGUUUACUGAUUACCAGACUUCUGCGUUGGAUUUUAUGAAGACUUAUGAAAGAGAAUGUGGUUGAAUAUAGAGGUGUCCUGAUUCCAUACUGACAUGUACCAAAAGUCCUCCACCCAAACCUGUUGGUUAAUAAUAAAUGGGUCAGUUGUUCUCAUAUCAAUUGUUAUUGACUAUUGUUCUCUGAGUAACAUCACUUGAUCAAACCUUUUCUAACAUUCCUAACGUAGGUUUGAUUCGUGCUGAUAUCGUAUCGUGUCAGUACCCGUAUCAGCCAAUACUCAAAGCUGCAAUAUCGGUAUUGUGUUGGAAGUAAAAAAAACAAAAAACCUUUAGCAGGACACCUCUGGUUGAUUAUAAAUGUUCAAAUUUUUAUCUUUACACAAAUCCUGUCCUUCCACUUUACAAAUUAUGUUCUACGUUGCGUUGAUCUAUCACAGAAAACCCCAAUAAAUUACACUGAAGUUAGUGGUUGAAAGUGACAAGAUGUGAAAACGUUUUAGUGGCAUGCAGUAUGUUUGCAAGGCACUGUAGAGAGGGUUUAUGAAUUAUUUGGAUACUGAUUUAUUUAUUUUUCAUUUUUUUCUAAAUCUGGAAUUGGAUUUCUUGAUGCGUUUCACAUUGAUGCCAAAGUCCAGAGUGGUGACUUCCAUCCAUUUACAAUCAGCCCUUUUGUUUUGCAGCUAGUAUUUGACAGCAGACCAAUGCACAAACAGAAAAGACCUGAAAUCACCCGACUGCCUCAUUGUUUCCCGCUUCCCCGCUCCUUCUGUGGUUUUUAGUGGUUAUAAGUGACUUUUGCAUCUCAGAGUGUAAUCUUUCCGUGUCGUAUAUACAAACACAUACCGGUUGCAUCCUUUGUAGAAUUAUGUGGUUUGCAAAAUGUUUUGUUUGCCAUGUAUUUUUUUAGAACAGUAUUUUUAAUUUAGCCUUUUUUUAUAUAUAGAACAGUGAAAAAAAUCAGCAUGCCUUUUAUUGAGAAAAUGUAUACUUUAAACCUUAUACUGAUAAUAAAGAAUGUUUGGCUGACUACUGUGGUGACGGAAAGCAAAGGGUUUGGACAUUUCGCCUUCUUCCUCUUUAUGUUCCUCUCCAUUAUCUGUCUCUCUUGUGUAAAAAUGACCACCAGACUCAUUUGACUGGGGACCCAGGGGGAGGCAGGUGUAGAUGCUGGCCCAGCUAUGCUCACUUUGGUCAGGGUAAGUCCGGGUAGGAGCUCCUUCCUCUCUCCAGCCUCUCAAAUGAGAAUAUCCCAAAUUUAGAGUGCUGAGAGCGGCACCUAAAAUUGAUUUUCAUGCGUAAGAUUGCAUUGUACACAGUGAAGCUGCUGCGAGGGCUGGGGAGAGGCUCACAGAUAGAAUGGCCUGGGUGCAUUUUGAUCUGUGGAGCAGUCCCUGUCUUGGGGUUUGAUGGGUGUGCGUCUGGUCUGGUCCAAGUCUGGUCUCUCUCCUUGCUGCACCGAAUUCUCCCUUUUCCGUGUGUCUCUGUGUUCACUAAGCUCUCAGACCUGCAUGUGUGAUAAUCUGUAACUGUGCCGCAAGAGAAAAAAAAACAGCCCAAUUCGACAGUCCAGCUCUGAACUAACUAUCUCAACUGAAUUAGGUCACCGUGCUACCUGGAACACCCUGUGUGCUGCCUCGCGUGAGCCGUGGGGACGACUUUUAGCGCGACGCCACCGCAGUGGAAACUUGUUGUCUCUCUUUCUCUUCACCACCAAGGUAAAUCGACUAAAUGCAAAAGAAAGAAAUCAUGACAGCACUGACAUCUCUUCUCCCUAAUUGCCCCAUCCCCCUCCUCACUUUCCUUUGACUGUGGCUUGACACAACACUCCUACCCCUCUUCCUUCCCUCCGCCAUUACUACCUCCUCUUCUCUUCCCCCCUCCCCCGAGUCCGUAAUCUCUCUUCUACUGCAUCGGCAGUGUUUGUACCUGUAGCCUGGGUCUUCUCCUCACUGGGAGUGAUGGGCCGGCUGGGGUGGGGCAGGGUUAAGACCCCUUAGGAGUGAUCCUGUCCUGCAUCAGCAUAUUGAGGUGCCCUUUGUUCGGUUGUUGUGUGAGCUGGCGAACAAUAAAUGCGAUGUGUCAGGGUGUGCGUGAGUUUGAGUGUGGGUGCUAAAAAAACGGGAUACUUUUUGGGCGCCAUUUCAUUGGUCAAUGAGGCUUGGCGUAAGUGGACACACCCCAAACCCUUCCCCUUGCCAGCUAAUCAACUCCUGUCCACCGCCGUAUUCGCCGCCCUCAAUCCUCUUCACUCUUCCUUCCUCCUCCUCUCCCUCCUUCACCCCCCGCCCCUGCUCUCCCUCUUUGCGCAUCUCCUCACCUCUCCGCCGUCCACGCACACAGCGCUUUUUGUUUUUUUACCCGCCGGCACCGCCGCCACCUUGGAUCUGGGUUCCAUCGCUCUGGCUUGGACUCAACUUCCCAGAAUCAUCUACCUGACCCAAAACACCUCCCUCCCCACCAUCCACCUUUGUUACCAUAGACGCCCUGGCGUGCCAAAAAGGACUAUGUAUCUGUGGCGGCCCUCCUUUGGACUUUGUCCUGGGACACAGAGAGACUUCAGAGCUCGAGGAAUUGCUUUGCUACAACUGUUGAAUGUUGGUUGUCCAUAACAUGGCUCUGGCAGGGGAUGUGAAGGCAACGUGUAAUGUAAAGCAACUUGAAACAGAAGAUUGACAGUUGUCAGUCAGAAACGUCCUAUAGGAAAGGCUCUCAGGCCAGACUGACCUGUAGAUUCUCAUCAAUCUCAGGGUUCCUAUAGGACUUUUCUGUCACAUGUCGUCUUAGUAGCUUGUAUGUGUACUUACUCACUUUUAGGGAGAUCAAUCUCUGGACAAGGUUUCGGUUAACUUGUCUCGCAUUUUCCCUAAGAGUUUCUGGAUGGGAGUGAUGCUCCCUUUAUGCCUAACGAGCAAGAAAGCACAAAAUAUUAGAAAAUUUGAUGGGUUGAUUGAGGUGAGUUCUUGGUUUAGUUUUGAAAGCGUGGAUCAUAUCCAACAAUAAAAGGGUUAAAAAUCUAUUUUCGUACACAGGCCAGUUUUAUUGUAAUAAACCUAAACCAGAAUAGGGCCUCCGUCCCAACCUCCUCUCUCCCCACUGGUGCCUCCAUACCUUCUUCUUCACUCUCCUAGCUCCCCACUAAAGGCUUCUUCUGGUGCUUGUGAGUCUGGGCCUUCAAACAUGCUUGGGUAAAUGCAGUACUGCAUCUCUAGAAAGGAAAAGAAAACCCUGCUUGUAAAUCAGUUGCAAUGCAUCGCCCGCCAAAGCUCACUGCAGCCCCCGCCAACCUACUCCCACACCCAGACCCCACCCUCUGUCCACCUCUUUGUCUGUUGUUGUUUUAGCUAAAGAAAAGUGCAUGUGCAUAUUACACACGUGUCAGUUCGUUAUUUUGAGUGGGAUCCUGAAGGUCAUGUCUGUCCUCCUGCAGGGGAUAGUAUAUGGGAAAUCCAGAUAACUGCAAACUGGUACAUGUUUUUUUUUUUUUUUUUCAUGCCAGUCCUAUGAAGGGCCAAAAGUGCCACAAUCUAGUAAAUGUUAUAUUAUUAAAUAAAUACAUUUAAUAAGCAAACAAUGUGUUCUAUGUACGACUUAAAUAUUUACCAUUCUACUACUAUUUUUAUAUUGAAUACUUAUUUUUAGAUAUUAAAUGUGAAACUCAUUGAUUACAAUUUAAAGUUAGUAUAUGUUAAAAUUAUACAGAUUAAAGUUUGUAAUUUUUCACAGUUCCAAUCCUUCAUUAAUAGACUCAUUAGGACCAUGAACUCUAAUUGGUUAAUCGGCAAAUGAGACUGUUGUUCAGACCAAUCACCUUUAACUAGAGAAGUGUUAGCCCCGCCCUCUGACCAAUGAUGAAACGUAUUGAUGAUGUGCUGCAUAACUUCAGUAUUAAUUCCAGUAUUUCCAAUUUGAAUACUUUAUUUUACUUUUUUUUAACUAAUUAAUUUGAAUAUGGCACUUUUGUCCCUUUAUAGAUCCCAGUCUGCUAUUAAAACUUUUUUUGUGUGUGUGUGACUUUUUAAGCACAAAUUUGAAUGGGAAAGGACUGAUGUACAUAACAGCAGUGGCAAACCUCAAACUUUUUUUUUUUCUUCAUCUAGAGAGGGCGAACUUGACAGAAAGCGGUGUAGUUUUUACACACUAUUGCUGCAAGUAUUAUUUACAUUUUUGAUGUUGCUCAAUGAACAAUUAAAAGCAAAUAGCUGAAAAGUCUAGCGAGUUUAACACAAGCUAUUUUAUGACGAAAACUCAACAUGUUUACAUCGGUCAGAUCACUCGUUUCAACCGUUCCCAGCCUCACAAGAGGAGCAGUAAUGUAACCACUGAGCUUCCUAAAGUAGGUUAAUGGACCAAGCUUACUGUAGUUACAUCAGAUGUUUGAUUAAUUACUUUCUAAAUCACUCUAGAUU